Messenger RNA from Dictyostelium discoideum AX4, 1173 nucleotides. RefSeq lists its product as hypothetical. NCBI's taxonomy places the organism in Eukaryota, Evosea, Eumycetozoa, Dictyosteliales, Dictyosteliaceae. Gene Ontology annotation, molecular function: nucleic acid binding. The transcript is spliced from 2 exons. The record is from RefSeq and is a predicted model, not a curated record. Bases 1 to 1173 code for a protein of 390 amino acids.
AUGGAUUUUUCAAAAUACGAAGAAUGGAUGGGUAAAACUGGUUGGAAAAGAGGAGAUGGUUUAGGUAAAAAUAGAGAUGGUAUAACAAAAGCAAUUCAUAUUGAUAAGAAAAAAAAUACAUUUGGUGUUGGUAGUACAGGAUUUCAACAUGAUAAUAAUUGGUGGGAUAGAGUUUGGGAUAAUAAAAAAAUAGGAUCAGAAGAACAAAAUGAACUUUUUGAAUCAAGAUCAGAUGUAAAUAAUAGUAAAAAAAGUGAUGAUGAUACUGAUAAUGAAAAUGAUAAAGUUAAUAAUAAUAAAAACAAAAACAAUAAUAAUAAUGAUAAUGAUAAUAAUUUAUCAUGUAAAGGUGGAAUUAAAAGUAAAAAUAAUAAAAAAGAUAAAAUUAUGAAUGAAAUUACAAAAGAAGUAAAUAAAAAAGAAGAAGAAAAUAAAACAUUAGUAUUUGGUCAAUUUAAGAAAUCAUCAUUUAUAUUAGAGAGUGAAACUUUAGAAAGUAUUGAAGAAACUGAAAAAAGAAAUAAAGAAGAAGAGACAGAAAGAUUAGAAUCAAUUAAAAGAGAAAAUGAUAAAUUAAAAUCAAAAUUAAAUUUUGAUUCUUCUAAAAGACUUCAAGAAGAAUUUGAAGCAUGUAAAGGUAGAACUCUUAGAAAAUAUGCACCAAUUGGUAAAUUAGAAAGAUUAAAAGCUCAAGAUGAAGGUCGUUAUGAUCCAUCAUUAUUAAAAGGUGAUGGUGGUCAAAAAUAUGAAGAUUUUAAAAGAAAAUUAGUUGAAGAAAAAGAUGAAUUAAGAAAUACUAAAAAACAAAGAUUAGAAAAUGAAAAUGAAAAUAUUAAUUAUAAAGAUAAUGAUCAAAAUGAAAUGGAACAUGUUAAAAAAGAUAAUAAAGAUAAAAAAGAAAAGAAAGAAAAGAAAGAAAAAAAAGAUAAAAAAGAAAAAAGAAAAUCAAAUUCAGAUGACGAUGACAAUGAUGAUGAUGAUGAAAAGAAAGUAAAAAAAGAUAAAAAAGAAAAGAAAAAGAGUAAAUCUUCAAAAGAUAAUGAAGAAAAAGUAGAAAAGAAAGAUAAAAAAGAUAAAAAGGAUAAAAAAGAAAAGAGUGAAUCAUCCUCUAAAGAUGAUAAAAAGAAAGUAAAAAAAGAUAAAAAAGAAAAAAACAAAUCAAAAGAUGAAUAA